AUGCGUGUGUGCUUCACAACUCUCCCUCUCGUAGUGUUCUCUAUGAUAGCGUUUCUCGUCUCACCUUGUUCAGCUGAUGAGGAUUUGAUGGAGACAUUUAAGAAUAUCGAUGUUUUCAAGCUUAGAUCAUCAGCUGGUGCAUGCCCGUUGUUGGUUGUCGGCCAGGUUUGUCCCCAGGAAAACCCGCUCUAUUAUUUCAAAUGCUGCGGUGAUUUGAACGCGUCGUGUUGUUUCCGACUACAGGAUUGGGUGCUGGUACUGCUGCUCGUUCUGGCGAUCUCGAUCGUGCUCAGCAUUAUUGUCAAUUUCAUCCGAUGUUUGUGUUGUUACUAA
Messenger RNA from Necator americanus (New World hookworm), 333 nucleotides. RefSeq lists its product as uncharacterized. NCBI's taxonomy places the organism in Eukaryota, Metazoa, Nematoda, Chromadorea, Rhabditida, Ancylostomatidae. The record is from RefSeq and is a predicted model, not a curated record. The transcript has 3 exons. Bases 1 to 333 code for a protein of 110 amino acids.